GCAUAAGCACGAAUCCACAGUUCCUUGUCCGUUCUCCUUAACCCCUUAAGUACGGGGUGUAAGGGGACAUUCCUCCACACAUAGAGCAAGUGGCCCGCAUGACUGCACAGCCUUUGUGUGGUAGUGGGACUGCACAAAAGCAGCAGCUGUGGAACUACCCACUAGCCGUGUGCCACGGCAUACCACAGCUGGCAACUGCAUUCCAAUGAGGAUUAGCGGCCGCGGGCAUGACCGCUUCACGUGCGCAUGGGGAGAAGGAACAUAUCAUGGCGGAAUCUUCUGCAAAAUACUCGAAAACUCUGGACAUUUUACCGGCUCGCGAAGCGGAUGGGUGCGGCAUUUGUUGCUGGGAGCCGCCUUUCCUAAAGCGCUUGGCCCGGCCCUGGGUGUUUCUGGUGGCAAUGUGUGUCCACACAGCCAUCGAUGGCAUCAACAUUGGUAUGCAUACGGGCACCAUCACCACCGUGGAAGCUCACUUCCAGCUCACGCUGAGCGAGCUGGGAAGCAUGACUACCGUCUAUUGCGUCGGGGGAAUCCUCGGUAUCCUCCUGGCCUUCUGCGUCGGCACGGUGGUCCCAGGCUGCAAGCCUUGCCUGCUUGGUGUCUCUGGGAUAUCACUUGGCCUUGGUGGGUUGAUGUAUGCCCUGCCGGCCUUUCUUCAUGAUCUUUACCUUCCCCCAAGUGUUGUGCUGGCAACUGGCGACAACUCCACGCAGGGCUUCGCCGGCGAGACUUCUGCCUGUUACGACUCGGACAUCACCGAGGAAUGUUCAUCUGUGAGUGACGAUGUUGCCGUCGAUUCUGCCUCCAUGUCGCUAUUCUACCUGGGGAUGUUUUUGCAAGGCGUUGGUAUGAUAUCCUAUCCGAUCGGUAUGGCAUACGUAGCUGAUUUUUCAUCGCCUGGAACCACUGCGGUUUACAUGGGCAUCAUCAAUGCGGUCCUGGGCAUUGGACCAGUUGUCGGGGUCAUGCUGGCCGCAGCCUUCAUCGGUAUCUGGGUGGACUUCUACCGGCUGGUUGGAGCUGAGACCGACCUGUCCCUGGGCCCGGGAGACCCGGACUGGAUCGGAGCGUGGUGGCUGGGCUUCAUCGUCCUUGCUGUUCUCUUUUGCCUCUCGGCCGCUCUCUUCCCGCUUUUCCCGCGCCGGAUGCCGUCAUCAGCACAUCGCCAGCCUGAUGACGAGCACGAGACAACGGAGAAGUUCACAAGUAACGAGACACACGAGGCUGAGAACGACAACGAAGGGAACCAUCAGUUUUUGGACAUCAAAGAGUUCAUGUGGACUGUCUGGAGGACUUUGAAGAACCCGACAUGUUCCCUGACGUGUCUGUCCCAGAGUACCUUCUAUUUCAUCAUGUACGGCUACGGGAUAUUCGUCCCCAAGUAUCUGGAGGUACAGUUUGGGUACGACAGACAGACUGCUGAUCUCUUGACAGGUGUGCUGCUCGCCCCUGCCUACGCCGUUGGGGAACUGUUGGCGGGUUUCUUGGUGAAGAAACUGGAGCUAACACUGCACGGUACCGUCCGCCUGACCUGCGUCGUGCUGACGGCGUGUGUAGUCGGCAUGGCUCUGCUCAUGGUUAUAGGCUGCGCCAACGACAACGUAGUUGGUGUGUUCUCCACCUACGAUGGCGUGAGCAGCUCGGCUUCUGUUGAUUUGGAAGCACCUUGCAACCACAACUGCUCGUGCUCCAUGGCCCUGUACGCACCCGUGUGCUCCAAUGCAGGUCUGACGUAUUUCUCACCGUGCCACGCCGGAUGUAACGUCAUCGGUGCCCAAGGCAACUACUCCGACUGCGCAUGCCCGAUGAUGCUCGGCGAUGGAAGUUUGUACUCCACCGCUCGUUCUGCCUCCGUCGUAGACGGCGCUUGCGGGACACAGUGUACAUCUGCCGUGCCGUUUCUCCUCGUUCUGACUGGCGUCUUUGUCUUGGCGACUUUCGGAGAUCUCCUCCGUCUUACAAUAAUCGUGAGGUCAGUGACGUCAGAGAGCAGACUUGUGGCGUUAUCUGUGGCCUAUUUGACGCAAGUUAUUGGGGUUGUCGCCUCAGGCCAGGUAUUCGGAAUGGUUAUCGACGGGGCGUGCGUAGUGUGGCAGGAAUCGUGCGCGGGCCAACAAGGGGCGUGCCUGCUGUACGACAACCGCCCCUACCGGCUGGCCUACAACGGCCUGGCGUUGGCCGUGGGCAUCUUCAGCGCCGCCGUCAUGUUUCUGGUGCUCCUGUGGCCGACAGGUCGAGAUCACCGAUCGACGGUACGCCGUGGCGGGCCGGCCAUGACAUCCGUAACAGCUUCAGUGUAGACGUGUCUUUUGUUUUAUUUAAUUAAUGAAACAACCAACAUCCAAGGUGGUUAUAAUUAUUAUCAUAAGUUACGUCCUUAUUUUUUAUCUGAAGUUUUGCUUUGGUAGGGUGGCAACAUUAGACACAGAUGCUGGCCUUAUAGACACUAUUCUUGUAAAGGAAAAAUAUAAAAAAGAGAAGUACCAAUUUUAAAGACGAUUAAGAAGAUGUAAAGAAGUAAAAGUAAACAGAUUUAAAAGAGAACAUAACGUGUGAAAUAAAAACAUAACACAUAACAAAGUAAAUCAAUGGAACAAUUAACGACUACACGCGGGAUAAAGGAACGACAAUAAAAGUAUAAUGCACCCAAGACACUUAUUAAGAAUAAAACUGUAUGCAAUUUAAACGUGUUGAGCAAAGAUUAGUUAAAAACAAGUUAUCGAAAGAAUAUGGAAUUCAGAGGCAAUAUGAGUUAAAAACAAAGUUAGUUGGAGAAUAUAAAAAAAACACAUUGUUCAGAGAAAAUAAAAGACCAUUAUUAUUUGCACUCUUCACUUUUAUUUAUAGGAAGUUUUUUUUCUCGUAUUUCUUGCACUGGUAUAUAGCUGCACGGUUGCAGGUUCGACUUUUUGGUGUCUUUCUAUAAUAGGGAAAUACACCAAAAAGUUUGGCGAAAGAAUAAUUGAUUGAAAAAAAGGGAGAGUCGUUAUUCUUCAAAUACCAAGCAAAGAAAAGCCAUAAAAUUAUUCAAAGAAGCAAGAGAAGUGGUCGUAGUAAUUAACCACACAGUGGCCAAAAAAAGGAAUUAUAGUAGAAUACGUUCAUUCAGUACAAACAAAUACUGAAUUUUCUGUAAAUUCUUCUAAAUGAUUUCGUUGUCUACGUGAUUUGUUGAGUGACUAAUUAAAUAUAGAACUGUCCUUAA
Molecule: messenger RNA, 3208 nt
Organism: Patiria miniata (bat star)
Lineage: Eukaryota; Metazoa; Echinodermata; Asteroidea; Valvatida; Asterinidae
Product: solute carrier organic anion transporter family member 2A1-like
Exons: 8
Coding region: 228-2303 (691 amino acids)
Biological process (GO): sodium-independent organic anion transport; transmembrane transport
Cellular component (GO): membrane
Molecular function (GO): protein binding
Source: RefSeq, a predicted model, not a curated record